CAAAUCUGUACAGUUUAUGAUCAGUGAUCACCUACCGUACUAUAAAUCCUAGUUAUAGAAAAUUAUGUGAAGUGAAAUAUGGCAGAGCGGGCAAUAAAUCAGAAAAAAGCCCAGUUUUUGAACAGUUUUUCCCCAGUGACCGUCUCCUUCGACGAACUAGUCCGAGAAAAGUUAGAAUGUGGAAAAUUCCCCCUGACCAAAACGGCGUGGAUUAAAGUAGUGGCUACAAUAGUGUCCUUAGCCGGAAUAGCUCUCUUUUUGGCGCAGGCCUGGGACGUCUGUGUGGACAAACCCGAUUGGUACGACAUAGUUUUCCCCGCUUGUGUGGGUUGUAACAUUGUUGUACAAUUAGGGUUGUACUUGAUAUUUUCGUGCGGGGGCACCGUAAGCCAACCUGGAAAAUGGGUGACGGCGGACAUCGUUUUGAAUUUGAUAUUCGCUGUGGUUGGGAUUGUGGGUUCGAUAAUGACCACUGCAACCAAAGUGACGUGUAAGGAGAACGUCAGCAUGCACCAGAUACCAGGGCCUCUGGGGAUUGCUGGGGGCGUUCUCACCGUGGUAGGCUGUGCGGCGAUUUUCCUGAUGUAUCGAUACGUCGAAGACGAAGACAUCCAGGUCCCCCAAUCACCCAUGGAGAGAAAUAUAGAUCUCAGAAAAUCGAUACACGCAUAAAUUUUUUGAAUAUUUUUAUAGAUUACGAGUUUAGCUUUAUUGCUGGGACAAUUGUUGUAUUUAAUCAGAGAUUGUAGGAUUAAAAAUGUGUGACAAAUACUCAGUGUUGCAAUUAUCCGGUUAUUUUUGUAAUUUUAUGACUGAGAUUUAAUAAUGGCUCAGUUUGAUAAACUGAGGUGAUCAAUAAACAUGUAUUGCGAUGGAAUUGGUUUCAA
Zophobas morio is the source of this 887-nucleotide messenger RNA. RefSeq lists its product as uncharacterized. Lineage: Eukaryota; Metazoa; Arthropoda; Insecta; Coleoptera; Tenebrionidae. The record is from RefSeq and is a predicted model, not a curated record. The transcript has 4 exons. The coding region runs from base 79 to 672 and encodes 197 amino acids.